UUGCGUGGUUUUUUUGUGGUUCACGAUAAAUAGUUUUGCCUGACUGAAAAGCUCACAUAUAUGACAUAGUGUAAAUCACAUCUCUCUGUUUGCCUAAAGCAACAGAAACUGAUCAUUUGGAUGUAUAUUUUAUUGGAGAGCAGCAAUAAACUGCAUUGGACAUCCUAUCUUGAGUGAUCAUUAGCCGAGGGCCCCACCGUGACGUGUGACGUAGAUAAUUACUCCAUACGAUAUACAGGUUAUUCAGAAAAAGAAAGAUCGAAAAUUAAAGAGAGGUGAACGCAUGCGAAAGGGUGUUAAAAAAAGACAUGACGAUUUGGAUGCCGAUCCUGAAAAUCCAGAGGAACUUGAGACAUGCCUUCUCUCGGAGGAGAAGCGAUGUCGAAGUUUGGAAGACCUGCGAAGUACGGAGCCAGAAAGUAGAGAACUGAAAGAAUUUGUGCGGAUAAAUAGUAUCCGGAAAACAAAAAGUGUUGACGAUAUCCUGCGAGAACAGCUUGAGGAAGUUAAAGAAGUAAUGCAUCUAAAUCUUGUGAAAAUUCGCGACAGGAAUGGGAAACUGGACGAUCUAGUUGAAAAGGGAAACAUGUUAACUGGUUCAUGUCAACAGUUUAAGGUGGUCAGCAAUAAAGUUAGACAGAAGCAAAACCUGAGGCUGUGGAGGACCCGCAUCCUUGUAGCGGUUGCUGUUGCGGUUGGCAUUGUGGUGCUAAUUGUGGUGAUUGUGGUAGUGGUGGUGUCGCAACAAGAUGAGACGCCACAAACAAAUCUAUAUUUGGGUUCCUUCAACCAUGGACCAUCGAAUAAAACGUCCUAGUGCGCCACUGGGGCUUCAUCAUUGGAGUUUUUCUGGCCAGAAUACUUACUGCAUUUGUUCAUCAAUUGUGUAGAAGGCGGAUGGAUGUGGAAUUAAUGUGUGUUGUGCAUUCCAUUCGUAUAACUUUUAUGAAGUGAUACUCAAAAUUUGGUAUUGAUGCCAAAAUCUCCAUUAUUUUCAAGACGUCUGGUUGAAGUUUGAAGAAAUACUUAUGUUUGUAAUAACAGUUCAAAAUUUGAUGUCCUUGCAGAAUUGCAAACUAGGCCUGUUUAACCCGUCGCCAUAUAGGUCAUUCGAAAGUCAUUCAAAUGGAAAAAAAAAUGAUAUCAAAUGUUAACUAUCGCACUACAUGCUUCUGAUUUUUUCCCAACUUUGCUUUGUAUCAACGUCAUUUGGAUAUUUUUUUAUUUUAAAGAAAAAUGCUCGCACUAUGCAAAAUCAACAUCGGGUAGAACACUUUAAAAUAACUAAUGAAAAACCCACCUUAUCAUGACAUCAUGAAAUAUAUGUAUAUACGUACUACGCAUUAUAAUAUUAAAAGAACUAGUUCAAAACUUGAAAAAAAAAGAAAACAUUUGACUAGAUACUUAUAUGAAACAUGAAUCAACGAACAAAAAAAAAAACGAAAAAAGAAGACGUUAGGUUACUAAGGUUAGUUAACCUAAUUAAUGAACAACCUAUGAAGAAUGCAACACAGUUUUAGUGUUGAACAUCUGUUAAAGAGUGAAUAAAGAGUGAAUAAGCAUCCAGCUUGGUAUGCAAAUGUUCAUCCUCAGGUAAAAUAACUUUCCACACGUUAACCACAUGUGCACUUUCUAAAAGCAUUAUUUUUAUUUCAUCACUGUCAGUAACUGGUAUAUCGACAACCCGCCUAUUUUCUGUAAAAGACGUUGGUUCUCAUAAUUAAUGAAGUAAUUUUCCAGUUGAAAAUGAGUUAUAAUCUAUAAAUUAUUUUUUAUUAAUUGUUUACUACUGAAAUUAGAAAAUACAAACACAUGUAUAACAUAUAAAGAAUACUAGUAUUCAAUAAGUGGCAUUGAUGAGAUAAAUGAAUUAUGACUGAAAUUUUGUUAGUUUUUUUUUUUAGAUGUAUGUGAAACAGUUUUUACAUUCCUUCAUGUUGCUGAGAAUAUUAUCAAUAAUGAGAAGCAAAUAAUUCUCAAAUUUUAAUCUGAAUUUGAAGCGACGUCACUGGAAGAUGUAAUAUAACAUCGCUCAGAACUAAACUGCCAAACCGAAGGUCACGAGUUUAAAUCUAAUAAAGAUUUCUUUUUCUUUUUUUAUAAUUAUACUUUAUGUAUCUAUGAAUUUUAAAGUAUAAAUCCAACCCCACCAACACAUCAAAUCAUGCAAAUUUUUUUAACCUACUCCUCCAAAAACAUAUCUGUAAAACUCUGACAGUGUUUACUAGUUUGAAAAAAGAGAAAAUUUCCGAGUGCGUUAAGCCUUUAUUACCACUAUUACCGCUACAGGGUACAUUAUUAUGAUAAGAUGGGGGUACUUGAUAAGGCACUGUCCGAUCUCAACGAGGCCACUUAUAAACCAAGGGGGUAUAGGAAAAAAUCUUAAAAUUAGAAUAAAAAAUUCCCCGGGUAAAAUAUCGAAUAAAUUGACCAUAAGUUCUCACGAUAUAUUAACAGCGUAAAUUUUCACGUCCCGGUUAUACUGCGAAUUGACCGGAACAAGAGAGGAGUGUCGAGAUGGAGAAAGUUUCGAUGUUUAUCAUUGCCUUCUGUCUGGUGCUUCAGUUUUAUGACGUCUCGUCGUCUGCAGAAGAUCUGGAUGAGAAGGAACGUAGACAAUACGACAUGCUCCGCAACAAGGUCCAUGAACUUAUCAGCGCUGCCAAGAGCUUCGAUCGUCGCCAGGAAUGCGAGAAUCGUGUGACUGACUGCGACUCACACACGACCGGUCACUGGCUAUCUCGCUGUAUGACCAACUACUACAACCAGAACUGCUGCGCCUGGUGCAUGGCGGCCUCCCAAAUAGUCAUCUCCUAAAUCGCUGCGAUAUACCAGUUGCUGUUGACAAAUCAAAGAACCUAUCAAGAUGUGUAUAGGCGUUUUUAUGUUGUAGUUUAAUAGAUUAAAUCUUUGUUUUGCAUGA
Magallana angulata is the source of this 2923-nucleotide messenger RNA. RefSeq lists its product as uncharacterized. The record is from RefSeq and is a predicted model, not a curated record. The coding region runs from base 284 to 817 and encodes 177 amino acids. NCBI's taxonomy places the organism in Eukaryota, Metazoa, Mollusca, Bivalvia, Ostreida, Ostreidae. Gene Ontology annotation, biological process: vesicle fusion; vesicle-mediated transport. Gene Ontology annotation, molecular function: syntaxin binding; SNAP receptor activity. Gene Ontology annotation, cellular component: SNARE complex; plasma membrane. The transcript is spliced from 7 exons.